Juglans microcarpa x Juglans regia is the source of this 3285-nucleotide messenger RNA. Its product is annotated as diacylglycerol kinase 1. The transcript has 9 exons. Gene Ontology annotation, molecular function: ATP-dependent diacylglycerol kinase activity. NCBI's taxonomy places the organism in Eukaryota, Viridiplantae, Streptophyta, Magnoliopsida, Fagales, Juglandaceae. The record is from RefSeq and is a predicted model, not a curated record. The coding region runs from base 880 to 3066 and encodes 728 amino acids.
GUUUCAGACCCUCUGUGCCUGUAAAAGCUGUUGAAAAUCUUAAGCCAUAUUUUGCGGGAAUGUUCCUUCUCUAGAGAUAUAGCAAGAGUAUGGCAAAAGCCUCCCUCAAAAUUGUCAUAAAAACCGAAAAAUAAAAUGGGUGUGAGCAUAAAGAUUCGUGGUUGACUGUCGUGGGUGAAGCAAUUGCUUGCUAGCUGGGUUUGUUGAUCUUUCAGCAAUUACCAUCUGUAUAAUUCGAAAGAAAUUCUUUAGAGAUUAAUUGUACAUGCACAGAAGAAAGGCUGGAUUUUGGUGGCAGGGAAAACACGUUUAGAGAGAAAGCAAAUCAAAGCGGCUCAGUACUUCGGCAAGGACAAAAAGCAGGUACCCAGUAGUAGGUGGAGCAAAGUUGUGGGUGGUAUCUGCUUGAUGAAAGCCGUGUUCGAACAUCCCAAAGCUUUCUAUGGAAGCGACGGUAGGGAAAGCAUGGGCUCGUCUUAUGUUGUAUAUUGCGCGUACGAUCAACCGAGGGUUUGCUCUGAUCGACCCGAUCCAUCCCUCUCGUUGAGUCAUUGUGCGUUGCUGUAUGUGGAUGUCAGCUUGGGCUCCAAAUGCUUAUCGACACAUAGGAUUUCAUGGUUGCCACCAUUGGGAUUGACAGCAGGUGCUUUGGAGGAAUCCGUGCCUGAGAAAAGCACCCUUUGUUUGAACACUAUUGUUGCUUUGAGUAGCAUAUUUUCACCACGUUGUUGGACUCUUUAUGGCACAAUCAGUUAAUUGGUAGGACAGUGAAUCUGGUGUGGAAGCUGGUUCAAGUUUGGUGCUCAUGAUGGCAUUCUAUUGGCCGAAAUAUAAAUAGGUUGUUAUAGUGAUUCAGUUGGCUUUUUAUUUGGUGGAGAAAUGGAUGAAUUCAGAGAUGUUGAGAUGUUACUUCCCAUUUGGAACAACAAGAAUCCAACGGAUCGGCUAUUCAUUAUAUCUUUUUUUAUUGCUGCCCUAGUUGGAAUUUUGACAAUUGCCUAUACGGCCUUUCAGUGGAGGAGAAACAUCAAUCUAAGUUGGAUGAAAGCCAUAGCCAGGUCAAAGAAAAAUCCAAAGGCAAGGCACAAAGUGCCUGUAACUCCUCAUGCUUGGAUUCUAGAAUCUGUAUCUCGUGGAAAAAAUUUAAGUUGUUGUGUCUGCUUGAAGUCCACAUACCCUUCUCAAACUCUGGGGCCUAUGGCAACUUCAGACAGUUUUAUUCACCGUUGUGACAUUUGUGGUGUGGCAGCACAUUUAAGCUGCUCCUCCAGCGCACCUAAGGAUUGUAAAUGUGUAUCUAUGAUUGGAUAUGAGCGUGUGAUGCACCAGUGGGCUGUUCGUUGGGCAGAGAUUACAGAUCAGCCUGAUGGAGCUGCUUUUUGUAGCUACUGUGAGGAACCAUGUAGUGGGUCUUUCCUUGGUGGAUCCCCUAUAUGGUGUUGCAUGUGGUGUCAAAGACUGGUACAUGUAGAUUGCCACAGUAAUAUGUCGUCUAAUGAAAAUGGUGAUGUAUGCGAUUUAGGGCCAUUCAGAAGGUUGAUUCUAUCACCACUCUAUGUUAAGAAGUUAAACCUGACAUCUGCAGGUGGCUUUUUAAGCUCGCUUACUCAUGGAGCCAAUGAGAUAGCAUCUUCAGUGCGUGCAACUAUACGGAGUCAGAGCAAGAAGUACAAGCAUGGAAAUGAAUCCUCUGUUGAAACUGGAAAUAGUGGUAGUACUGGGGACAUUUCCACAGAAAGCACUGCCGAUACUCAUCAAACAAAUGAUGGUUCUCAUGCAAUGGAUGAAAAUGGUAAUGUUAGUACGAAUAUGGAGGUUCAACACCAAAAUGGUCAUGUAGAUAAUAAACUGGAUUCAAAGCCCAGUUACAAAAGAAGUUCUUCAAUCAAUCAGAAGGAUGAGUCUCAGGUAUUAAGGAUGAAACAGAGGUAUGAGUUGAUUGAUUUGCCUCCAGAUGCAAGGCCGUUGUUAGUUUUCAUCAACAAGAAGAGUGGGGCUCAGCAUGGGGAUUCACUUGCACGACGAUUAAAUAUGCUUUUGAAUCCUGUUCAGGUUUUUGAGUUGAGCUCAACAGAGGGUCCAGAGGUGGGUCUUUAUUUAUUUAGAAAGGUGCCUCACUUUAGAGUUCUUAUAUGCGGGGGAGACGGUACUGUUGGUUGGGUGUUGAAUACCAUAGACAAGCAAAAUUUUGUUUCUCCUCCUCCGGUUGCGAUUCUUCCUGCUGGGACUGGAAAUGAUCUGGCCAGGGUCCUUUCUUGGGGAGGUGGUUUGGGCUCAGUGGAGAGGCAAGGAGGCCUUUGUACAGUGUUAAACCACAUAGAACACGCUGCAGUAACUAUUCUAGACCGUUGGAAGGUAGCAAUUUUAAAUAAAGAAGGAAAGCAGCUCUCACCAAAAUUUAUGAACAACUAUCUUGGUGUUGGGUGUGACGCGAAGGUUGCUCUGGACAUUCAUAAUCUGCGGGAGGAAAAUCCAGAGAAGUUCUAUAACCAAUUUAUGAAUAAAGUUCUUUAUGCAAGAGAGGGCGCUAAGAGUAUAAUGGAUAGGACAUUUGCUGAUUUUCCUUUUGAAGUUCGUGUUGAGGUGGAUGGGGUUGAGGUUGAAGUUCCUGAGGAUGCAGAAGGUGUACUUGUUGCCAACAUUGGGAGCUACAUGGGUGGUGUAGAUCUAUGGCAAAAUGAGGAUGAAAGUUAUGAUAAUUUUGAUCCACAAUCUAUGCAUGAUAAGAUACUUGAGGUUGUGAGCAUAUCGGGGACAUGGCACCUGGGGAAGCUUCAGGUUGGGCUUUCUCGUGCUCGAAGACUUGCACAAGGGCAAACAAUUAAGAUACAGCUCUUAGCUGGAUUACCCGUUCAAAUUGAUGGGGAGCCUUGGUUUCAGUAUCCUUGUACAUUGGUAAUAUCUCAUCAUGGCCAGGCCUUCAUGUUGAAGAGGGUGGCUGAGGAACCUCUUGGUCAUGCGGCUGCCAUUAUCACUGAUGUGCUCGAGAAUGCUGAGACAAAUCACAUAAUUAAUGCCUCGCAGAAGCGAGCUCUCCUACAAGAAAUGGCGCUGAGGCUGUCCUAGAGUUUUUUUCUUACUAGGUCCCCCGGUAAGUAAUUAGGGUUUUGAUUUGAGUGCUUAUUGUUAAUUAAGGUGUGUUGCAUGUUUUGUGUAACCGCUUAUAUCUGUUUUGCCGAUGCGAUAGCUUGUGGUUAAGAAAUUGCUACUUCUACAUGAGGCAUGCUGUAAAUGAACCUUUGUUUAGCAUCAAUAGAAGAAGCCCUUAUAAUUCUCUCCUCAAAA